Messenger RNA from Procambarus clarkii (red swamp crayfish), 475 nucleotides. NCBI's taxonomy places the organism in Eukaryota, Metazoa, Arthropoda, Malacostraca, Decapoda, Cambaridae. The record is from RefSeq and is a predicted model, not a curated record.
GGGAUCGAGGUGCACCAAGACAAGAUGGCGCGCGUGUUGGUCAACGGAAACAACCUGGUACUCAACAGAGUCCGGCGGACUCAGGCCGGCGAGUACUCCUGCAGGGCCACCAAUAGCGAGGGCGCGGGCACCAGUCCUCCCGUCAACAUCACCGUUCUAUAUGCCCCGGUAUGCGCCCUGGCCAAGGACGUGUGGGCGGAGCCCGGCGCCACGGUGACGGCCCAGUGUCGCGUGCAGGCGUCCCCCCACACGCCCAUCCACUUCUCGUGGGUGUGGGUGACCACCUCGUACUCGCGGCGCGUGGUGCCCUCCCACGUCAACUCGCUGGGGGCGUCGUCGAGCGUGAACUUCACGGUGCCGCGCGACAACGUGACGGAGGUAGGGCCCAACAACCAACUUGGGGCCCUGCAGUGUUGGGCGGAGAACACAGUGGGUCGGCAGGCCACGCCCUGUGUGGUGGCCGUCAUGAAGCCUG